CUAGCGCCAUCGCCACUGCCAUUAGUUAAAAAUGGCGGACGAAAACAUCUACUGCGGAAGCUGGAAGAUUACGAAAUGCAUAUCACUCGCGGCGGGCACGGAAGUUACAGAGGUGGAAGGCACCGUUUUCACAUUGGACGAAAGCGGCGACCUGUCGUGGACGAUCCCGGACAAUGCAGCCCAGAUGCCUUUCUUCAGCUGCGAGACCUACGAGGUAUUCCUCGGCAACCCACACUACAUACGGUUCUUUGGAACGUUUGCUGGACACAUGAUCGAAUUUCGGGUGGCGCAUGCGGAUGAAGAUGGCAUCAACCUUAUCUACGAGGGCUGGUGUGUGCUGCAAUGUGUCAAACUCACAGAGAAAGAAUUCGGCUAUGCCGAGCCCUUCUCCUACCUGCCCGCCCUGGAGGAAGGAUACUUUUCCGACGCCGUCAUCACCGCCGAAGGCGGAAAAGAGUUCCCAGUUCACCUCACCCUGCUGCGGCUAAGCUGUCCAGCCGUGGAGUGGGUCACGGGCAAGCCCAGCCCACUGGACGGGUUGCCCGAGGACGUCGUCGCGGCAGCGUUGCACUGUGCCUACGCCGACUGCCUGCCGCCAAAGCUGACCGAAGCGACAGCAAGGGCGUGCGUCUCGCUGCUGAGCCCGCCGGCUGCCGUUGGAUUCGACCGGCUUGUCCACCUCUGCGAGCUCUUCCUGCGCAACAUGGCCGUCAAGCAACGUGUGAUGUCACUUAUGAACGACAUGCACCAGUGUGCCGCGACAGUGGCGGACUGCUUCAAUGCGCCGUCCGGCGGCAGCGGAGGAGAAGGCGGGGCCGCGGAAGGAUCUGCGUCGCCCACGGCGAGUCCCGCCCGACUCUGUUACGUUGUGGGCCAGGCACUGCGGGAGUGCGCCGUGGCAGCCGCCAAGCUGCUGCUCUUGUGUGGCGUUUUCUCGCGGCACAAGCACUUGCUCUCACGAGAGGAGCGGCAGGACCUCAUCAAGCACUGCGUCUCGAGGCUGCCCACGUUUAUGAACCAGCUGCAAAAACUUCUGGAGGCCGUGAAGAGGACGUUUGGAAACCUUUCAUUUGCAGAAAGGACAGUUAUCGCUGCAUAUGUUGUACCAGAAAUUGAGUCUUCCCUAGAGUCGCUGUUCCAGCUCAUUGCAGAAGCCAAGCGAGCCCUGGACCUUAUCAUCAGUCGAAUGACCAACGACAAGAUGACCACCGAACCGUAUGUCACCGACCUGCCCGUCGGCGAGAUGCUCAACCGGAACCUCAGAAACUCCCUAAACGUACGAGAGUUGGUGAAGCUGCGAAGUUUCUACGAAAAGGUUUUCAUGACCUUCAUCACUCUCAUGCGGAAAAAGGAAAGCUUCUGUGACAUGGGGGGUGGCAGCAAGAUUCGGUCGGUGGCGAAGAACUUGGAACAGUUCAUCGAUGAGAUUCCCAUGCUGCUUCUUCGGAUCGAGGAACUGCGGUCGGCCGUGCUCGAGAAGCAGAGUUGCAAGGAAUGGAAGUUCCUGUUCAAGCUGGGUACCUCCAAAGUGGCAUGGGUGCUGAACAAGCUGGUGAGCCACCGGGAAACGCUGCACCUGGUCAUGACGCGCCUCUGCGACCUGGUGGCACGGGACCAGUUCACGGCAGCCCUUGUCGAGCUGGGCAUCGUCGUGCCGACACCCGAGGUGCACCAGAACGGGGCAGAGGAGGACGACGCCGCCACAGUCAACGCCUCCCCACCCAACAGCACGACGGCAAGGACGGCAGAGGUUGGCGGCGUCCUCUGCGGUAGCAGUGCCGGAUUGGCUGCGGCCGCAGCUCCUGCAGACCCCGAGCGGCCGCAGAGCGCGCCGAUAGAGUCGUUGUGUCGGCCACCGCCAGCCAAGGAGAGCCGGCUUGCGAGGGACAGCCUGCAGCUCUUCCUGGACGGCAAGGGCACGGACAUGUCCUUCGAGAUCGUCGCAGCACCAGGCUACAGUGGUGAUUCGAGUCCGGAGCCGGUCAACGACGCUGUCUCAGGCGUGCGCUGGCAGAUUGGGGCCCACCGAGUUGUCGUGGCGACCCGCUGCAAUUGGUUCAAGAAGGCGCUCCUGAGCGGCAUGCGGGAAUCCAUUGACAGGAAGAUAGUGGUGCACGACACGCAUCCCGAAGUGUUUCAGCUGUUCCUCGAGUACCUCUACCGCGGCUGCCUCGAGUCGCGGCAACUCACCACCGAGCAGCUCGUCGAACUCAUGCAGCUCGGAGACCGGUACGAGGUUGAUGUGCUGAAAACGAUCGCCGAAGACGCCCUUCGCGACCAUGUGGACGAGGACUCGGCCCUGUUCUUACUCAACUUGGCUGACCAGCUUCAUGCUAGGAAUCUCAGGAAUUCAGCGCUCGAGUUUAUCGCCAUCAACAAGAAUGUUGUAAAAAGCGACGGCUACUCGGAGCUUCCAGAUGACCUGCAGACCGAAAUCAUGGAGACCAUAACCUGGUUUGAGCUCAGGAGUUCCCAGCGGCCCGAAGAUGUGAUACCAUUUGGGUGCCAGUUCGAGCCUGCCAGUCCCAGCUCGGCGUCGUCCAGCCUCCUCGACAUCGACGAGUUCGCUUCAGCGCUGAGCAUCUCCGGAAAGGAGACCGAUGCCACACAGGCGGACCAAGGAGCCGCGCACUCGAGCGCCUGGAGUUCUCUGGAGGAGCUCCCACUGACGCAGGACUCCGCGCAGCUCGAGGUCUGCGUCGAGCAGCUGCGCGACGUCGUCGGCGAGGCGGUGCCUCGCGAGGCGCUCGUGCAGGUCAGCCUCGCAGCCGACUACGACGUCAACCGAGCCCUCAAUUUCUUCUUCGCCUGAGGAAGAAAAAGAAAGAGCGAGGAUGGGCCGUAUAGCAGCGUUGAGGAAAAGAAAAAAAAUGCGACGAGUUAUGGAGGAGUUAAGGGGGGGGGGGGGGGGCAGGAGAGGUGGCAUAUUGUAGAUCAAAGAUGUUGGCACGAGGAGAAAUAGUUUGGCGGCCCUCAGAUCGCAGCACUCGGCGACGUUUUGUCGACGAAAGAAAAAGAGGCGUCAUAAUAGGGAUGUGUUGCAUGCUUAGCUGUUUCCAUUAUUACGAUUGCCGCGCUUGCUUGGACAAGUUUGGGUGGGUGUUUAUGACUUGCCUUCUUUUAUUGGCAGGUAUCUUGAAUUCCACAUCCACAUGUUGAUGUUGUUGUCGGAGGAUCCAGUCAUGCCGAUUGCUUCUCCCUUUUUUUUUCUAUGUUGGCAAGUUUCGCAACGUGCUGCUGGUUGAAAUUAACAGUUGUCACGAGAUGGGCUGUGUGGACAUUUUGUUUUGAAAAGGCCUGAGCUCCCUGGCGUCGAGUCAAGAUCAUCAGGCUCGGAGAAUCGAGGCUGCUGCGAGCAACAAAUGUGCGAGCCUGUCUAUCUGAGCAAGUAUGUUGUAGCCUUAAAAGAAGUUCCUCUCUAGCUUUCUUGUGCAAGGUACAGGUACUCGAUUUGAGGUGUCUCGGUUGUGGAAGGUUUGCCGCGGUGAAAAAAACAAGAGGAACUGUCAAAAGAACCACGGCACAUAUAGACCAUGACAUCUGGCGAUUCUCCGCAGAUCCACACAGUUUGGUGCGUGCUCACUUUAAUUUGCCCAUGGCUCGUUAUACAUGCAACAAUAUGACGUAUAAGUACAGUGUGGGAAAUGGAAUGCUGGUAAUAAUUACGCUGCAGACUAAAGCAAUGGUUAUAUAGUGGUGUGCCAGAUUAAGUGGAGCUCUGUAUCCUUCCUCGACGGGCAUCGUCAAAUCAACUUAAUCUCGCACCUGCUUUAUGUGCAGGCUAACAUGAAGGCAUCGUUCGUUUUCCGCCUUACCGUAUAGUGUACUUUUUGCUGCUCUUCGUAAAAAAAAAAAGGAAACGAAAGGAGGAAAAAAAAAAUGAAAGCGGAAGACAGCAUUUCAUAUAAGAGCACUGCCUUAGUAACGAAGAACAUGUGCUUUCUUGCUGUGAGAAUAAGUGCAGUGCCAACUGACGGGCGUGAUUGCGGAAGACUUGCUGAGAUGCUCUUGCAGAUUGUGAGCGACUGGGACUCGUUGGUGUGGUGUGUGCAGAUUUUGUAGCGCAUAAUGCAAGGCCAAAAGUGACAGUAAACAACCUGACCUAGCACUAGGAGUGCUAAGCAUUUUUUGGUCUCUUAACGUUCAGGGAUAGUGCUUCCAAUAAACGUAAUUGGCUAGGCUAACGGGCAGAACACCCAGUGAGUCACUCCAGCGAGGCAUCACUUCAAACGCCGCCAGGCCACUCAGAAAUGAAUGUAUACCCCCCCAAAGUGAUCGACCGAUAAUAUGGCUGAAGUGUUCAAAUGCCAUCUGCCAGUCAAUUUUUGUCUUCACAGAACGUGUGGCUUUACAUAGCAGACCAGGAGUCGUCAGACAUUGAUAUUCAAAGAGCCGCGGGAAAUUUAUUUCCUUAUUGAUUGAUUGAUUUGUUUAUUUAUUUAUUUUAACAUCUCAAAACUACAGCGGGGCAGCGAGAGGCACUGCAGUAGGGGCACCUACUUAGCAUUGACCACCUGAAGUCUAACGUUAAUCUAAAUCUAAGUACACUGGCAUUCUUGCAUUUCCCUGCGAAUGCCACUGGGAGUUAAACCCACGGCCUCAUGCUACCACAGUGUGUCUUGAAAGACAAGUUCACUGUAUUGUUAAGAAUCACGACAAAGCAUGGGAGCUGACAAAGCUCGAUGCAAUACCAAGCAGAGGUUGAACACAGGUAACCAACACACCACAUUGACACAGUAUUGAGUGCGAUUGAAAUGGUGAGGAGGAUAAGGUAAUGAAGGUAUGAAAGGGGAAGCAAUUGAUUGCCUUAUAACUCGCCACACAUGAGACACAUCAAGAAACCUCUUUUUUCAAAAAUACGCCCCGCCAUGCCGAACACAUUCAACGCCUUUCUUGAAAAGUGUCGCGGGGCUCCUUUUAGGAAACUCUUCUGGAAUCAAAUGCACUGAGGGUUAGGCCAUGUUUGCCACCUCCACUGGCUGUUCUUAGUCCUUGCAUUAAGCGCCACAAAAUCUGCAAGAUGCUUUCGUUUGAACACAUAUGUUGUUACCCUUGCAUCCUUGCUGUUGUGUGCGUGUCCGAGAAAUAUUGAGCGAUAUUGUCGUGCUGCCACCGUUCAGCACAUUCUCUUUGUCAGCCCCAUUCAAAGCCAUGGCACGUAUAGGAAGAAACAGUUCAAAAGAUUUUCGUAAUCCUCAUUGAGAGUUCUGAUAAUGGGACGCAUGCAUUUGUACCACGUCGCGUCGGCAAGCGACACUUUCGUGUGGUUCGGGUGAUUGCGGUAUGUGUGUGACUGUUGUUGCGCGCGACUUGGGAUGUCAGGGGGGGGGGGGGGGGCUAUUGGAACAUUUCGUGCGCGCCAGCUGUGAGUGUUGUUGUGGAUUUUCGAGAAUCGCUGUGGCUGAUGCCUCGCGUUUUGCAUUUUACUUCUCUUCGAGCGAGAGGAACGACAUUAGGAAUGCUGGGAAUUCGAAAGGUGUGUGUGUCUUUCAUACACGCUGCGCUCUGUAAGCAGCAUUGUACGCUUUCAGAUGCGAGCGCCUUGUGAUGUGUGCUUGAGAACCUGAGCUUUUUGAGCAGUGUCUGCACUCGCUCUUGUUAGAAGUAUCUGCUGGCGUUAUGAGCACAUAACUGCAUCGAGUAACUUGGCUUGCGCACAUAUAGCUGAUGGUGUGUCACUGUUUGAAGAGCCGGUGGGCCUAAGUCAGUGCGCUGUUUCAAAUGGUCACUGCUUUAGGCUUGCAAUUUUGUCAACCAUAUUCUAGUGCGUUAUUUAUGCAACCCUCAUUAUAGCUAAUUAUAGCUAAUAGCUUGAACAAGGGCAGUUCCCGAAGUGACAUCUUGGAAGCUGGAUAUCAAGUGUGACAGUACUAGUAACAUUGUUUUGUUCGACUAAGGCAUUUGUCACUUUUCUACGUGAUCCCCUUCUGCGUAUUCCUGUCGACAUAUGGAUAAAAAAAAGAAAGCUUAGGUAUGUUGGUAAUUGUGUCCUAAGGACACAGUUUUGCUGUGCGUAUAGUUGUCUUUGAUGGCGCAUGAACCAAGUUUGUUGCUGAGGGCGCACCAGGUGUUGUAGUGAGCAAGGAAACAAGGUGAUUGGGGCGACAGGUGCCACAGAAGUGACCAUGUGUGCGUGGUUUGCCGAAAACUUUUCUGCGCGAGCUGUCUUUCCGUGAGUGUAGUUCUUACCAAAGCACUCGAAAGAUAUAUAGUCUCAUCUGAGUCCCCUCAUUCGCAUUACUCCUUUUACCACUGGCAAGCCCUGUCGCUGCGACUUUCUAGUUUCCUUCAAUGUAUAGUCAGGCCUGCAUGAUUCUGUUUUGCAUGCACAUUGCAUACACAGAUGUUGACUCCAAUCUUGACCAAGAGUGGUCAUUGGGCUAGUCUAUGGAACAUGACAAAUAUCGCACUGUGUUAAGAGAAGGACACAAGUAUGUUCCUGUGUUGCGUCGUCUGCGUUCGUGUGCCCUCGUCUCGACGUGCUCCUACAGUCUUAUGCAGCCGACUCGUCUUGAUUCAUACCCGCGAGGACCAUUGUUAUUUCCUUGAUUUGACGGAAGUUGAACAAAUGUGACCCGAAACAGAGUUCCAAGUUAUCACGAGUGUACGCGACUCUGUAUAUGACUCUCCAGCAUUCAAACUACAUCAGUUCUAGGGAACUGAUGAGUGGCACCGCCGCUGAAAGCAUCUGACUGGGUCAGUGGCGAUGUGUCGUAGUGGCGUCUGCCGGCAUAUACAGCCGCCUAACUUGUGCGUUUUGGCAGUUUGUGCCCCUUACAAACGUUAUCUCAUCAGUUGUUUAUGGUGUUGCUGCUCUGCCCUUGCGAAGCCAAAAGGUCUGAGCUAAUUGGUAAGCCUGCUUGUUGUUAAAGCGGCAGCAGUACGCGCCAAAAACAGUGCACUAGCCAGAAUCGUUGGGUCUUGUUUGAAUCAAUGGGAAUAGCAAGCCAGCUGAGUUUGAAUCGUCACGAGCCAGUCGUAAUUGUCAUCCCCACCAAAUGUUUGUGAAUUCACUGUGCUACUACUAGUCGCUGCACUCUGAUUAUAAUUUUUUCCUGUCUUUAUGCUUCUCCUAGUAAGCCCCGUGAAGAGCUCAUUGAACUUGUGUGCUAAGUGGAGUUUGUGUGCAUAGUGGAGCUUCAUUGUAUUUGGUAAGUCUUACAGAGCUAAGGAGCUUCACAGUGUGUGGAGGCUUGGGGUAGUCGGCGUUAGCUUGAGGUGGGACCUUGCUAUAGCGGAGUCGCAUCCAGCACGAUAAUACCUUUGUUAUAUUCAACAUUUGCUAUGAGCAUGUUUUUGACACUGAUGUUGGUGAGAAAUAUUGUAUAUUUACUUCGUUAUAUCCAAAAAUUUCGUUGUAUCUGUAUCUGUUGUACUCGGGUCGGAUUGCAUUUGCGGUUUCCUAGUGUUAGAAUGCACAUGAAGGACUGCAGGCAGUAAUUAAAAAGCUAGCUUCCAGUGACUUCAUUUUACUAGUAAAAAGGCAUUUCACUAGCGCUUAACGCUUAUCAUUGGCCCCGAGUGCCAUAACGUGAAAGCCGUCUCGAGGGGAAUGCUGCAUUAGCUCUACCUUUUUGGGAGAGAAAACGGAUUACUCGGCGCGUGCAACAUGUUACAUCACCUCUGUGAGAGUUAGUACUGAGAUAUGAUAGUUCUGCUGUUAGCUUAUGUGUAAUGUUGUUGGGAGUUACCGUGACAACAGGCUCUUGAGAGUUUUUGAGCAUUUUCUAUUCCUUUCCGUUUGUUUUUGUGAUGUGCCACUUAAGUGUUGCGAUAAAGGCACAAGGCACGACUUAGGUAUUUUUCACCUAUCUAGAGAAAGUGGGACUUAACCAGUGUGAUAAGCAUGGAGACAGAUGAUCUUAACCUUUUCUUUUUUUUUGCUCGUCCAGUGUAUCGGAUAGUUUGAAGGUAGUGUUUAAACUUGCGUUUGUCUCCAGUCUUUCAUCUACUUCCGCAUGCUAGAAAGCUACGAAGAACCACCUUCCUUUGAUUUACCAGAACAGAAGGUCUACAGUAGCCAUCAAACGAUGAAAUCCUUAUUGGGUAGUCUUCCAUUUCUUCAUGGCUUUGCAACGAUUGGCUAAUUCAUGACGUGCAUCUUCUUUACACUGCCAUGCCUUGGUGUGGUUCAUUAAACCAUUCUGUUGACUGAAGACAGCCUACUCACUGCACUUUUCUCAUAUGAUGCUCGGAAAAGCCAUGCCAUCUUCAGCAAAUUCCUUUGAGUCUAUUUCAGUUUAGCGGACUCUCUUGGAGGCUUCUUAACCUUAAAAUGGAGUUCCACCGUGUCAUAAGCUGAAGCAGUUUUUAUUAUAACAUAGCCUUCUAUGCUUUAUGCCAAAGAAAUCAGUUUAACAUGUAUAACUUGAGGUCAUGCUUCCCUAUCAUGAUAUGUACCCGCACUGUUUCACAGUCUGUGCAUUUAGCCAAAGAUAUCAGUUUAACUUACGCCUUGAAGAAAUGCUUCACUAUCGUGAUAACCACAUUGUUUUACACUCCCUGAAAUGGGAGUUUGUUCAAGGGCAUUGAAAACAAUGCUGGGUCUUAAGCAUCUUUUGGCCCCUUUCACAAGCAAUCAGUCUUUCGGUGUCAGCUGUUUUCAUGUUGCUAUAACAAAAAGCUUACUAUGUCAUGUAAAUUGAGUUCCAGUUUCUCUUGGGUCCACGUUUGGUGUCGCCAUCAUUUUGAGAAGCUUGAAUGACGACUGUGUACGGCAAACGUGUUUGAUCCGUUUUGUACUAGCUUGUGCACAUUCCCUAUCAGGCUGUCACAAUAGCCAUGUAUCAACUGUAUGCUCGUACAGUUUUUCUUUUUUUUUUUUCCUCCUUAAGCCUGUCACACAAGCAUCGGCCGGCUAGUAAGUCUGCACUUUAUUAUGGAGUGAUGCAUCAGGAGGUAGUACCAACUAGUACAAGUGCACUGAGCUUGGCCCUGUGCAAGUGCCGGAUUGGAUUGGAUUCUGAAUUUAUGCCUCGACAUGACUAGGGGAAAAAAACUUGGAGGACGCUUAAGCUUCGCCUUUAAGAGUAGAACGCGAUAGUGUUAUCAGGACCCGUUCGCAUCGCAUCGUUCGCAUACGGCAAGUAGGCUUCACUCACUGCAACACUGAAAGUGGGAAAGCCAGCUUACAAAGACCAAGCUUACACUGAUCCCCUUAAGUCGGCUUCACUUUUAAACUGAAAUGCAUUGCUGGAAAGACGUUUUUGCAGGGACAAUAUAAGUGGUCAUAUAUUAAAAUGUGAAGGCCCUAGCACCUUUAUUAUUUUAUUAAUUGUUUGCUAUUGCCCCGACGCGCGCAGGUUUGGUAGAAAUUUUUGAGUUUCCUCGUAGCAGAAUUAGGUUCUCUCAUACAUUCAAAUUACAAUCCGACGCCGAUUGGUAAAGUCGUACUUUACCAUUUUUCUGACGGAUUUCACUGUGAGAAAUUAAAUUUUUGUUCACCAAGACCUUGCACCACGUGGAAGGCCUGCGCGGUCGAUGUGGUUGGAUGAUUUUCUCCGUCACCUUGAUCACACGCCGGUUGCCGACGCCGGAUUUUCUGCGACACGGGGCCCUAAACGCUAUCGCGUUACAAAAUAACGGAGCCUAAACAAGGUUCUGGCCCUUGCGUACUGGACCCUUCCACAUAUUAUGGGCUCAGCAAUCAUGGCAUUGACCUGCCUGCUUAUUUUCAUCAGCUUCCUAUUAUGUUGCCCAAUCCAACAGCAUCAGCACUUAGUUACCGGCCACAUGUCUGAUAAUAGCCUUGUACUCAAGGCUCCCAUACCAUCUCUAACUUGGAGUAACCUACACCUAAUGACUUUCUAUGCAAGUAAUACCUUAGUUACAUAGGCCUGCUAACCAUUGUUAUAUAUAUAUAUAUAUAUAUAUAUAUAUAUAUAUAUAUAUAUAUAAGCAGUUGCAGCACUUAACUGUGGUUAGGCCUAACAUGUGGCUAAGCCUAUCUGUUAGGCUUAGGCCGUAACUAACAUUCAGCAAAGCAGUGGUUAGCAGGCCUAUGUAACUAAGGUAUUACUCGCAUAGAAAGUCAUAAGUGUAGGUUACUCCAAGUUGGAGAUCGUAUGGGAGCCUUGAGUACAAGGCUAUCGGACAUGUGGCUGGUAACUAAGUGCUGAUGCUGUUGGAUUGGGCAACAUAACAGCCUAUAUUUAUGUCCUGCGGUGGACAUAAAUAUAGGCUGAUGAUGAUGAUAUAUAUAUAUAAAUGCAGUCUUUCAACUAAACCUUGUUGCUGCAUGUAGAAAUGGGCCUAGACAUGUUCACUGUAGCUUAGUGGAACUGCAGUAGGCCUAACUGAGGCUCACCUCAACAGUGGCUUGCUUGCCUCGUGUACUAAGCUGAAGCUUGUUCGAAAGGCAGUGGUAGGGGUGUUAGGCAUGCAAACGCAUCAGGCUGGAUCCAUCAUACGAAAGAGUUCGGCAGACAACAUUUGUAUGUAUGUGCAAGUCUUGCACUACUCCCACCACUUCUACCACUUUUCUCCACGGCCAAGUGGUGAUGACUUGCCUGUUGACGCUCGUGUGACAGUUUUAAAAAAUUUAAAGGCACACUCAUAUGUGCAGCAGCAAUGCUGUCAUGCUCAUUAAAGUAGGCAGUGGUGACCCGGUCUUCUUUUUUUUUUUUUUUCUGCAGACGUUUCUGCAUGCCUUGCUAGUGUAAGUCUUAAGGCUCUGAACUCGGCGAUCAUACAUGUGUGUCACUUAGUCAAGGCUUGUGAUCCGCCUUUCAUUAUGAACGAGAGCUCGCUUGUUAAACUUUGAUCUAACAGCUAUAAUGCUUAGUGCAUAACAGUUCACAUAUGCAUGUCGACGAGAGCUUGCCUUUGCAUGCGACGUAUGGUCAUUGUAGCUCGUUGGCAGUCAUCAUCGAAACCUCAGGUCCCGGCCCUAUCGUGUUAUUCUUCUUUUUUUUAAGUCAAGUGCUGCAGUGUUGUUUGUCAGCAGCAACAUACUCCUCCAGAUUUGCUCUUGCGAGACGGAACGCACCGUAGAAUGCUCUCAAGCUGAGAUUGAGAUUUGUUCUUUGUUCCCAAAGUUUUUUUAUCCUCGUUGAGAGUGUUAAGUUUAUGCCCUUCUAAGAGAGAUGCAUUCCAGUUUACGUCGCACACACCUUUUAAGGUCGCAUUCGUCCAGAUUUUACGGGCCGAGGCCACGACCUCGUAUGCUUGCCCGACAUUAGCAUGCUGUUAGCCUUUCGUAGUAAGAGAGGAAACUCAGAUGCUAGACAAUCUAGUGAUGAUGCAGCUAGGCUGACAUCGUUGUUGACAAGAUUUCGAAUGUCGGUUGCUUGGUGGACCGAUGUCAAAGAGGCCCCGAUGCCUGUGACGAGCGAGUCCCUCGAGUGGGGUUACACUUAUUUUUAGACAAGAAACAGAUUACUGAUAUCCCUGAAACGCACCUUUGUGUACGCAUGGUAAAGUUAUAAUGUGAAAUUGGAUGCACAGUGCAAAUGGAAACUCCGCAGCAUAAAACAAAUUGAAAAAAAAAAGAACACUUUUACAUCUUUUUUUGAUUAUCUUGGUUCUGUCCAUCUGCAUGGCACUGCAUGUUUUUUUUUUAUUUUGGCACAAGUUAAAUUUGACACCCUGUAUAAACGGCAUACGCUUUAGCUGGCAUGUCUUGAUAGAUGGUUAUUAGUGGCAGUCUUAAAUUGAGAUAGCUAAAUUAACAAACUUGAAAGCCUGAUAUAUUGCUGAUUCACUUUAUUAUUAUUAUUAUUAUUAUUAUUAUUAUUAUUAUUAUUAUUGUCCAAAAACAUCCAAAGCAGAAUUUCGUUAGUUUGAGUGUACCUUAUUAGUAGGUGUGGUGUGAUUAGUGCACAAAUAUUUAGCAUAAAAAAUUAGGCAGGCUGACAUGCUCUUGUGUUGUGAGCUGUUCAGUGCAUUAUUUCAUGCAGGUAACCUUAAAACUAUUUUUAUCUCCAUUUAUCAGUGGAUCUGUAAGUGGUUGUCAGCCAUCUUGCACCUUCCGUUUAACCAAUUUGUUUAGUGCAAUUUUAAAGAGACACAGGCCAUUUUGUCACACCAAAAGUUAGUACUUAGUACAUAACAAAGAGAAAUUCAGCUGUGCAACUUGUUUACACAAGCUUAUCUACCGGAACUUGCAAGUCAAUUGUUGAGUUGCGAAUGUCAUACAGUCAUGUUUUGUUAGCUCAGAUGAAUAGCUGAGUCACGAUGAAUGAUUAAAAGCUCAAGGUUGAGUUCGAUGGACCCGCAGAUGAUUUUGUGGAGUCGAAAUUUUCACGAAAUUGGUGCAUGAGUGUUAUCACGGGAUUAGUAACUUGUUCAGUAAGCCGGCAAAUCGGUAGAGUCCAAUUUCAUUAACCGGGGUUCGACUGACGAAACCUGGUUUUUAAGGAAUGUCGAAGGGAGCCGCAAAGUUAUUUCACCAAAUCGGGAAUUAUUUAUUUGAACUGAAGAAUCUAUAACUUCUGUGACUGCUUGUAAUGAAGUAGCAGUUGUGUUUUGUUGAGCCAAGGCUUGACCGUUGGAUUUUGAAGCACUACGUUUCUGGCAGGCCAGCUGCAUCGGUCAGUCUUUCUCUACUGUGCCUGUGACUUUUGCUGUUCUGUAAUUAAUUAUUAAUACUAACUAAAGUUGAAUAGAUGAAACAGGUGCUAGUACUCACUAUCUUUUCUUUACAGCCUCCAGUAAGGUUAGAGCACCGCUAGCCAAACGCUGCUGUUACAUUCCUGUCCAAGUCUGCGAGAUGCCUGUCGGUGUCGGCGUUCUUGCACUUAUUUAACGACAAACAGUUCUGUAUAUUUUAUGUUAAGCUGCUUGUCUUCUUAACGAGUGCUACAUUUGUGUGAUUCAAUAAGCCUGUGAUUUAUUUGUUCUUUUUUUUUUCCCAGCAUUUUGCUGGUGUCCACAUAGGUACACUUAUUUUUCAACAGUGUUCUUUGAUGUGCUAAGUUGUUGAAACAUUGCUACACAGACGGCAGGUACACGGGCCGGCAGACGCGUCCUGUCCUGUUUGUCCUUAUUCAAUCCCGUCUGUCGUUUUUGGUGUGCAUGUCUGUUUGCCCCUGCAUCCCGUCUGUCCUUAUUUUAUGCUGUCUGCGUGUGCGUGUCUGUUUGCGCCUGUCGUCUCGACGUAGCAAUUGCGUGUUUUGCUGUUGCAUUAUCCAAGGCGAUCCUAAGUGUAGACAACACAGUGCAAAACAGUUAUUAAUUAUGAUACUAUUAUGAACAGGUGUACAGACAGGCCCAGGUACACACACAGAUGUGUACUGUCUCGUGAAUCACACUUGUCUUAACAGUGGUCGAAUGGUCGGCCGAGGAGCGUGCCAGUAUCGCGUACCAUUAGCUGCUGGGUUCAAGGUUUGUUGGCUACAUGAGCAUGGGAGUUGUGUACCUGGCAUGGCCAUGCGCGGCCUUAUUGCAACGUCGGCCUGCAGUCAUAUCAUAUUAUCACUGUACAUUCCAGAGUAAUGCGUACAUUCAAAAUGUACAACACUACAUUCAUGUAGCUUGCGCAACCCGAUUAGAAAAGGCUCCUUGGGUAUCAAAUCGGCGACAACAUUCAAGAAAUUUCGAACACGGUAUGCACGACUUGCUAAAGUGAUAAAUCGAUAACGGUGAUGCUGCGGUGAAAAACGGCCACCUUCAGAAAGCAAGACAGUCCAGGCGUGAUAAUUAUUUUUGAUCUAUUCUGACUAAGGAUCUGAUCACGAAGGAUCUAGUUAUCCUUUGCGAUCCUUACUGGUUCGGGCAUUGUCAUCGCUGCAAUCAGCCACUCUGCGCACAUCCGGGCAGCGUCAGAGCCACUGAGGAAACGCCAAAAUAAUGCAGCGCGUUGAAGAACCCUUACGUAAUACGGCCUCCAUGCUUUCUCGCGAGCAUUGGUGACUAAGUCGGCCACAUGACCACUAUUUUAUUGCAGUUUUUAGUAUAGGUUCUUUUAUUUUGCACCGUGUUGUCGCACGCUUCAGUCGUCUUUUAGUACAUACGCAUUUGAGUUCCUGUACACCUCUAGUGCUUGUAUACUAAUGUUGUUUUGCGCUUUUUAUUCUCGUAUUCUCCGGCAACGAGUGCUGCAUUUUUUUUUUCUUUAAACAUUGUUUGACUCGUCAUGUGCGGAGAGAAAAUUAUGGCCUAAUUUUGAGAACUCUCUUGUCGUUAAAGCAGUGGGUAAAAUCUAUGCUAUUUUUCCCCUCUACCUUUUUUUUUGUGUGAGGAUUUUGGGCCUGUCUCAUGUUUUAUGCCUCUAUAUAUACAUAUACAUAUAUAUAUUAUAUAUAUAUAUAAUAUGUUGCUGUUGUUGCCGUAGUUUAUUGACAUGCUGUUGCUGAUGACUUCCCGCGCGCUUUCAUGUUGCUGCUCGGGUCGUCACUGUGUAUCGCUUGCCUGUGUGUACUUGGGCCAUGUUGCGAGUGUUGACCUGGUGUGUCUGACAAACUUAGCGGCGAGCGCGCUUCAGUUUCUUGUGCAAUAUUUUAACGAGUUUGGCACCUUCAUACUCUUGCUCGCUAAGUGACAACUUGCCAUUGGAGGUGGAAGCUUGUGGACCACUGUAAUCCAAAGUAGGCCAGUUAUGUCUCGUGAGUGAUGAUGUACUACCACCAAAUGUCUUUAUAAUGAAGUGCUUGGGGCCUCCAAUGUUCUUCGUUAUACAGGUCGCUUCGUUGUAAAGGUCGCGCACUGCACAGCUCACAAAGAAACGGGACAUAAUUUUUUCGUUAUACAGGUCAUUUCAUUGUAAAGGCGCUCGACUGUUUAUUUUCUUUCUCGCUUUUAGGUGCAGUGGUAUUUAGUUGUGGUUUGUAGGUAUGGUGUUGUUUACUGGUCGUGUAUAAUGUUCAGCGAUUCAAACGCGAUAAUUGGCUUCCAUGGCAGCUUGUGCUUUAUGUGCCAAUGGUGAGUGCUGUGGACGCCGAGCUGAUGCAUUGUGAUAUACGAUGAAUGCGAGGGCCUUUGUAACACGUUGUGAGUGCAUUUGGCCCCUCAGCGGUCACCCAGCGGUCACCAGUAGUACAAAAAGCACCGGCCACCAUGUGGGCCGGUUAUCGUGUUUGAAUCACUGAGCACUGUACUGUACGGUACACUGUUUGGCUAUUGCUUGCAAAGGUGCGUUAUUUGCAAAAAAGCUGUAGGCAACAUUCGAAUUAUGCUGUGAUUCCGUUUAAAGCUUGAUUUCUUCUUUGUACGCAAUGCACGACUGCUUCCGAGUACAAAAUUUUAAAAAGCCUACCCUUUGGUUUUCAGUAAUCUACAAUGCUUAUAUAAGUAGAUUAAAAGACAUGUGCAGAUGCAACAGCACAUUGUCAGCGCUGCAAAACCACGCCGUUUAUCAGGUUUCCUGAAUAAAUAUUCCCAAACAUAAAUUUCAGAUCAACCUGAGCCAUAAUUGUUGUUUUGUGAGACAGCAUACAGCAAGUGGGCUGCUGCACAUAAUGGCUGUUGGCAUACAUACUGAAGCCUGUGUGCGCACUCCCGUGUCCAGUCCCCCCCUGUGGUUCCAGUGGUCCACAAGCUUCUAUCCUCAAAAGUACACGACCCAGAACCGAAGACAUUUUUCGAAGCGUCGCCACAGAUAUUGUGGUUGCAGAAGUUGAAACCCUCCUUGUGCUGCUAACACUUCUGCUUCUAGCUGUUAGCGUGGGCUUUUCUUUUCUUUUUUUUUACCACAUUUGCUUGCACAGCAUGAAGCAGUGAAAGUGCUGUCUAUAUUUGGUUAAUCUUCAAAACAAUACAAGAGAAAUUUCUCACUUCAGCACAAGACAUUUGCUGAGUGGACGUUUAAUUUUGCAUUUUGUUCGCAGGCCAUACAAAAUGUUGCUCAGUAUUUUGUUAGUUAGCGAGAUGUUUAUGGUUCAGUCUAGAGUGUUUCAUGCCUAACUUACUAAAGGCAGACAUGGCACUAGUGUUUAUGCCUGCCGCGUGUAUAGGGCUUUAUCUGGCACAGAAAUGAUGGCCAGUAUGUGGAUCCCUCUAAAAUUCGUUUCUUUAGCUUUGAACAACCUUCCGGGUCCUUGUGUUAGGCUAAUACCGUAACCUCAAAUUUGCCUAAUGUACUCUCCGAUUUGUACUGUCAUACUGUUUUCAAAGCACUACAAUUAAUAUAACUCUCUGAGAUGUCUGAAAUAACCCCUCCACUGGGAGUGCCAUUGCCCAAAAGCCAUCCAGAUCUAGCAACAAACAAUUGGAAGUGUCGAGACAUAUUUAUUCAUUCUAAAUUACAUGAGAGAAUAGAAUAAAUGCGAGCGUAAAACAUUCCACUGCUCUGAAGAAAUGUUGCACAAUCAGCACGCAACACAGCUGAACCAGAAAGACUUGUAAAAGCUAUCACUUUGCUUUGUCAACUAAGCCAUGACAAAUUGUAAGAAAAUCCAUGUACUCUCGCACCUUCUUACAAUGAAGUCACACGCCAAACAAAAAUACAUUCGUUAUAAGCAUAUAUUUGUUGCAUGCUAAAACGACUAGAAGCUUAUUUACUUCAUUACAUCUGAUAAUUCGUGGUACCCAUGUUCAUUACAUCAAAGUUCAACUGUAAUACCCAUCAUUCUCGUGGUGGCUUGAACUGCAGUGCUAGAUUUCUCAUUUUAGCAGGAAACUAUGGUUCAUUUAACAUGAAUUAAAUUAUGGUUUACUUUUGCUUUUUACUUAGAUUCAUCGAAAAAAGAAAAUUAAGUUCAGUUUCUGUGCUUCGAAAGCCUUUCACCAAGUACUAUUGAAUGUCUUCUAAGGGUCACAUUUCACUUCUUUAUGCAGCCCAUGCCUAGGUGGCGCCACUGUGCUUAGUGUUGCCCAUCAGAGUCGUCGGCAGUGACUUGGCAUGAAAAAUUUGUCUCUUUUUUUUUUUUUAGAAUUUCACACUUCUGUACUCUGCCCCAACACUUUGACUGGUGCCGCCGUGCAAACGAGUUUUGGCGAGGGUGUUUUGGAGUUGUUUCUGUAUCUUUCUAGACGCCGAGUGUGAUUUAUACCGCCAUGCCCCCUGUGAGCAGGGUUGAUCUGUUUACCCAACAACCCCUUUGAGAGGAGCUGGUAAAUAAACGUACUGUGAAACUUU
This is a messenger RNA of Dermacentor silvarum, 17014 nucleotides long. RefSeq lists its product as uncharacterized. Gene Ontology annotation, cellular component: cytoplasm. NCBI's taxonomy places the organism in Eukaryota, Metazoa, Arthropoda, Arachnida, Ixodida, Ixodidae. Gene Ontology annotation, biological process: proteasome-mediated ubiquitin-dependent protein catabolic process; regulation of proteolysis. The record is from RefSeq and is a predicted model, not a curated record. Gene Ontology annotation, molecular function: ubiquitin protein ligase binding.